This is a messenger RNA of Eupeodes corollae, 3061 nucleotides long. RefSeq names its product protein hunchback (gene hb). Gene Ontology annotation, biological process: regulation of gene expression. The record is from RefSeq and is a predicted model, not a curated record. Gene Ontology annotation, cellular component: nucleus. The transcript has 2 exons. NCBI's taxonomy places the organism in Eukaryota, Metazoa, Arthropoda, Insecta, Diptera, Syrphidae. Bases 54 to 2132 code for a protein of 692 amino acids.
GAAAUUGUUUAAUUUUUUUUCUCUUCAAUACCUAAACUCAACACAACACAAAAAUGCAGAACUGGGACACAAUGCAGCCAGCAGCCAAUUAUGAGCAGAAUUGGUAUAGCAACAUGUUCCAUCAGACGAUAAAACAGGAGCCGACGCAAUCAACCAGCUCUACGAAUAACCAGCUUGAGCAUUAUCUCAACAUGAAACAGCAGGAACUGUCAUCAGUGAUGACUCCUUCUCCACGAGCUACCGAAUCGAAUGUCAAUGCGACGAUGACGAAUGGAGAUGUAAACAAUACACAACAUUAUUUUGACAGUACAACAGGAAUGUUGCAUCAACAUCAUCCGCUUGGAUUUAAUCCACUUACGCCGCCAGGGCUACCAAACGCUAUCUUGCCUUCUAUGUCGCAUUUUUAUCAACAGAAUAGCCAUCAACCUGUCAGCACAGCGAUUCCUGUUGAAUCAGUGACAAAAAUGGAACAACAUUCAUCAAACAAUAGCUCACUCACACCCAGAAAUACUCCACCGAUGGACGUGACGCCACCUAAGUCUCCAAAACUAUCUUUAAUGAUGGCCACGUCGAGUGAGCUUGACCAAGAUGUUAUGUCAUCGAAUUCUAGUGAAGACAUGAAAUAUUUAGAGAGUGAGGAUGACGAAAGUAUCAGAAUGCCUAUCUAUAACUCGCACGGUAAAAUGAAAAACUACAAGUGCAAGACAUGUGGAUUUCUGGCAAUAACUAAAGUAGCUUUUUGGGAGCAUGCACGUUGUCAUAUGAAGCCCGAAAAAACACUUCAGUGUUCAAAGUGUCCCUUUGUCACUGAGUUAAAGCACCAUCUGGAAUACCACAUCAGAAAGCACAAGAACAUAAAACCAUUCCAAUGCGAUAAGUGUAACUAUAGUUGCGUUAACAAAUCUAUGUUGAAUUCUCACCGGAAGUCGCAUUCGUCAGUGUAUCAGUAUAGGUGCUCAGACUGUGAUUAUGCCACUAAAUACUGCCAUUCAUUCAAAUUGCAUCUAAGAAAAUAUGACCACAAGCCGGGUAUGGUUUUAGAUGAAGAUGGUGCACCAAACCCCUCUGUUGUGAUUGAUGUUUACGGAACACGACGUGGACCAAAAAUGAAGUCUGGCCGCAAAGAACCAUCCGGAGCAUCUAAAAUGCCACAAUUAAGUGCUGCUUUGCAGGGAUUCGCUCUGAAUCAGCACACCAAUCACCAUAACAUGCCUGCUUCUCCAGCAAAAAGUACUACUUCAUCGUCUUCAGAAAUAGUUGCAAAUGCACAGUCUAAUAACAGUCAGCAUAACCAUAAGCAAUCCCAGCAAUCACAUUCUGCUCAACAAGAGCAAAUAGAACAUAAUCAUCAGCAGCAUCAGCAGCAAAUAUCAAAUCUCAUUCCUUCGUCAUUAUCAGCUAUUCUUCAGCAGCAAAGAAACAUACCAUUUUUCCCUUACUGGAAUCUCAAUCUUCAAAUGCUGGCUGCCCAACAACAAGCUGCUGUUCUAGCCCAAUUAUCUCCACAGCUUCGAGAAACAGCUUUACAAAAUCUUCAAAACAAACGAGAAAAUGAAGACGAUGACAAUGACGAACGUGAUGAAAGUUGUGACGGGACGGCUAUGGAUCUUACAUCUGCCACGCCCACUAAAAAUAACGAAGAUAUUAACAUGUCUAUUGUGAAUCUCAAACUAAAAGAGGAAGACCAACAGGAGACACCUCUUAUAAGCUCCUCCAAUCAAUUCCGCCGCAAGGGUCGAGCAUUGAAGCUCGAUACAGCUCUCCAGGCCAAAGAAAUCUCACUUAGCCCAGAAGAGAGACCCCGAUUAAGUCCGAAUCCAACUGAGGUACCAUCGUCUUCUUCGUUCGAUGAUCCUUCCAAAGAAAGUGAGAAUGGAGACUCAUCGACACCAUCAAACAGUACAUCUAAUCCCACAACUUCAACGCCCACCACCACCACAAAUGUAUCACCUCCCUCAGGUACCAUUUUUGAAUGCAAAUACUGUGAUAUCUAUUUCCGUGAUGCAGUCCUCUACACUAUUCAUAUGGGCUAUCACAGUUGUGAUGAUGUAUUCAAGUGUAACAUGUGCGGCGAAAAAUGUGAUGGACCCGUCGGACUGUUCGUUCACAUGGCGCGCAAUGCGCACUCUUAAAAAGCGAUUCCACUCAAAAAUCCUUUUUAUUUUUUUUUGUUAUAUCAUGGCCCGUUUUGGAAGUAUCCUAAAAUGGGUUUCGUUGUCAAAGAUUGUAAAUAGAAACCAAAAUAAUAAAAUUUAUAUUUUGUUAUGAAAAAAUAACUUUAAGUAAAAACACUGUUGUCAAAGAUUGUAUAUAAUAUAUGAUAAAAAUAAAAUCAAACUAUGUUAAAUUUAUAAGUUUUUUUUAGGUAUUUACAUACAAAAUAAAUAAAUGUUCUUUUUUUCUUUUAAAACAAAACAAACAAACAAAAUAAAUUUAAAAAAAAAAACCAAAUCUAUUUUCAAAAAAUAUAUAUAUAUAUUUUAUUACCAAAAACAUACAAUAUGACAAAAAUAUAUAAAAAUAAGAUGUCUAGGACUUAAUGAAAAAUUAUACAUUGUUUAGAUCGUAAUGUUUCUAAAAAACAAAUAAAACAAUCUAAUAAUUAUUGCAUACCAAUUAAAAAAUGUUUUCAAUUCUAAUUUUAAAACUAAAAGGAAAAGUUGAAUUUCAACUAAUUAUUUAUUUUAAUUAAGGUUUUUCUAAUUCUUCUUCUCUAACAAAAAAUCAAAUAAUUUUCUAGUCAAUCAGGGAAGCGUUUUAUUAUUUAAAUACAUAGUUUAAAAUACCAAAAUUCAAAGAAGAAACAAAAUCUUUAAAACCGUUGACAAUACUAAGGUACAAAUAAAAAUCAAACAAGUAACAAAAACAAACAAAAAUAAUAUAUAAAGUAAACUUUUCAGUGUACAUAAUUUAUUUAUUGUUUUUUAAGUUAACGUAUGCCAAAAAGAGCUCGAAAUUAUUUAAGACUAGAAAAUAAUACAAAAUAAAUAUACAUUUUAAGAUUUGUAUAUGAACAAUUAUAUGUACAAAAAAAAACAAGCAAAUAUUGUUUUUAAGUUAA